Messenger RNA from Branchiostoma belcheri (Belcher's lancelet), 1698 nucleotides. RefSeq names its product tRNA-specific adenosine deaminase 1-like. The transcript has 9 exons. Lineage: Eukaryota; Metazoa; Chordata; Leptocardii; Amphioxiformes; Branchiostomatidae. Gene Ontology annotation, biological process: RNA processing. The record is from RefSeq and is a predicted model, not a curated record. Gene Ontology annotation, molecular function: adenosine deaminase activity; RNA binding.
UGGCUGCCGCCACGUGAAAUUGUUGAUAUUUUCAGCCCGUAGUUUUUCUCCUGUAAUGGAUCAACCAGAUGAUUUAGCAGACAGACUAGCGGCGCUGUCGUUUGAACACUAUGUAAAAAGGCUGCCAAAGAAAGGAAAGCCUGUGGAGGGGAGGGAAUGGAGCCUCAUGGCGGCUGUACUCAAACAAGAUAAGGAUGGGAGUCUGGAGGUGGUUGCCAUGGGAACAGGAUCCAAGUGUAUAGGACGGAGCAAGAUGAGACUGGAAGGGGAUGUCAUCCAUGACAACCAUGCAGAGGUCAUUGCCAGAAGAGCAUUUCUCAGGUACAACAUUACUCAUUAGAGCUCUGCUCAACUCUUAAAUAUGUUGCAUAUAUAUCAUAAAGUGUUCAACACACCAGGCUGUACAUGUAUCUUCACAUUUUCUCCACUAGAAAACAUAUACAUAUAAUAUGUUGCAGGUGGGGAUGCUUCUAUUUUCCCCAAAGGGGGCAAGUCUGAAGAAACAAUUGACCAUGGUUUUGUGGUACAGCCUGAGACAGCUCCUCAGACUUCAGGGGACACCUCACAGCUAGGAACACAGAAGAGAAAAGCAGAGUACAUCAGCGAUGAAGAUGAACAAAAGGCUUCGAAGAAGCCAUUGACUGACAAGGAAUACGUUGGUUAUGAGGAAUACCAACAGAUGUCUCAGGAUGCUUGUUUGCAGGGAAAAGAGUCCAACAGAACAAGCAACAUCCAUGAUAAAAAGUUGGAUGAAGAAAUUAAGAAUGAAAGUAUUCAAAAGGAAAUAAACAAAGAAGAUGCAGUAGUUGUAUGUGAAAAGAAAGAGAAAACUUCUGAGCCAGACAUUCACAGAACAGGUGCAAAGUGUGUACCAGGGGGGCUGCAGGACCCCCUGCAGAGCGGACUGGACUACCACAAAGUGGGGGUGCUCAGGACGAAGCCAGGGAGGGGAGAACGCACCCUGUCCAUGUCCUGUAGUGACAAGUUGGCCAGAUGGAACGUUCUGGGCUGUCAAGGGGCACUGCUAAGCCACUUCAUGACAGAACCCUUGUAUUUCUCUACUAUUGCUGUAGGAAGGUGCCCUUACAAUGGAGAUGCCAUGUUCAGAGCAAUGGUGAAGAGAUGUGCUUGUAUCCAGGACCUGCCACAUGCCUAUAAACUGCACCAGCCCAGAUGUGUGCAGUCAAGUAUACAGUUCUGCCACCACAGAGAAGCUGUGUUAAAACACAGUUCUACUCCUGACAAGAUCAUGCCAGCUCCUGCAGCCAUCAUGUGGGCUGCCUUCCCGGGUAGGUGCACAGAUGUGAGUGUGAACGGGUACAGACAGGGAACUACCAGGAAGACAAUGGGCAGUCCACAGGCAAGGGUGUUUACCUGCAGAAAGGAGCUUUUUGAGACCUUCAAAGAGCUUCUCAACAGUUUGCCAGUAGACAGCAGACCUGCAACGUUAAGGUCUGAAGAGCUGUCCACUUACAGAGACUACAAAACAGCUGCAGUGGAUCAUUGCAAAGCAAGGACCUGCUUCUUAGAUGUCUUUAAGACAUGGAUUGUGUCUCCUGGCAAAUACUCAGACUUCAAGUGACAGUCCAUGAAUGAAAAGGCCUCAGUCCAAUCCAGAUAAAACCCCUGGUUCCGGGUCGGGGUUCGAACCCACAACCAAACCCAGGCACCAGUCCACAUGCCGACGCUCUAACCACU